This is a messenger RNA of Tachysurus vachellii, 1218 nucleotides long. RefSeq lists its product as uncharacterized. NCBI's taxonomy places the organism in Eukaryota, Metazoa, Chordata, Actinopteri, Siluriformes, Bagridae. The transcript is spliced from 4 exons. Gene Ontology annotation, cellular component: membrane. The coding region runs from base 322 to 1194 and encodes 290 amino acids. The record is from RefSeq and is a predicted model, not a curated record.
UCACACCUGGGGUUGAGUAAAUGUACUCAAUUCAAUCACUGACAUACAGAAUACUGGGAAAUUAUACUGAGGUGAAAGCAAGUAGUAAGUUACAUAAAUUACAUCAAUGUUAUGUAACGCGCGAGAUCAUCUACACAGCCUGAGCCCCGCCCCUUUCUGCAGGUGUGAAUCUCAGCACGUGACCGAGACUCGGAGUCGGUUCCUGGUUUUCACAGAAGGCGGUUAAACAAAAUUCCUCUUUACUUCGAGCUUAAACCUGGAGUUUUGGAUUGUAACACUUAAACAAAUGACCGUAUCAUCAUCAUCAUCAUCAUAGCUACUAUGAGUGAGACCAGAGGUCACCAUGGGAACCAGCGGAGACAGGAAGGGGGCUACAGAGAAAAUCGUCAACAACGGACGCGACCAUCUUCCAGCAACAGAUCACCUGCUAGGCCCCAGAACAGCACCAGAAACGUGUCAUCCAGUUCCCAACAUGCGAGAAGGUCGACUUCAGAAGAUCACGGAUCACAAUGUACACACAUUUGCUCCAGGAGGGGUAUUGUGCUAAUGUGCGCUUUUUUGUGCAACCUGUUGGUGUUGUUUUGUGUUGUUGCUGCUUACGUGACACUGUCAGGCAUGUCUGCUAUGAAUUUUGGAGGAGGCGGGAGUUUUGUCGACGUGAUCAUCCCUUUUGAAGGGACAGAGCUUCAGAAGGUGCGUGAACUUGACAUGCAGUUUACACAAAUGAGAGCUCCUGGACUCUAUGGCGGCUUGGCUUUCAGCAUCACCUUCGGCAUUCUCUCACUUUUCUUCGUCGUAUCAGGCAACAAGCCUCCCUAUGUGCUUCCACGAAAGCUCCUUAUUGGUCAGUUUGCAUUUCAGCUGAUAGGAGCAGUGGCUUAUGUCACUGCAGUGGGCCUGUAUCUACAUUUUGUGAUCAAGGUGAACUCGACGGAUGUGUGUUUAACGCGAGAACGACUCUACGCACGUAACGGACAGACUUGGAUGAACUGUAACGUGAAUGGUGCAGACGGAUCUGUGGCAUUGUUUGGAAUUAUACUGGUCAUUUUGUAUGCCGCGGGAGCCUUUAUCACUUUUAGAACAAUUAGAAAUGUGCGCCAGUACAAUAAAGAGCGUGUUCGCUAUGAAGCUGAGAGACCUAAACGACCGCAAAGUACCCAAGACACAACCAUGCAGUCAGGCAUCUAUAUCUGAGCUUCAGAAAAAAACAGCACUACU